UAAUUAAAUUCAGUAUUUUAAAUAUGUUAAUAUUAAAUCCAUAACCAAUAAUUCAUAGUAGUAAUAUGAUCUAGACAGUAAAAUAAACGGACAUUUGAUUUACUUGUAGGAAAUAUGACGUUUCCGGUUUGGACGUAACAGCAGCUUCUACGUAGUUAGAUGGCAGAUCGUCAGGAAGAUAUUUGCGGAUUUUGGACGAUCUCGUAGCAUUUGCCGAAUGCGUAGUCUAUUUUCAACGAAGCAUAGGCCCACAUCGCUUUUGUCUAUAAGAAAUGUUAAAAUUUCUUAUACACCGCUGUGAACAUUUAUUUUCCAUAAAAAGGAUUUAAUUGUUAAUCAAAUGUGAGUGGCUUUCCUGUCGUUCAAAAAGCCGAAGCCUAUAUCUUUUUUUUUUCGAUAUCGUUUAAUUUUCAAUCUAUUAAUUAGAGGGCAGUACGGUUUUAUUACUCAGCACGUUACAUACCACAAAGUUUUAAGUAUAUUUCGUAAUAGAUAUAAUAAAAAUUGAAAAAAAAUGAUGAGCAAGCAUUUGAAGCCUAAACAAGGUGGAGUAACGAAUGUAUUAGUGAUAUAACUUCAUGGACAUAUUUGUCGGAGCUGCCGGGUUUUCGUAAUAGAAACGUCAUGCAUGAUAUGCGUUACAUUUGAAAAUUUGCACAAGUGGUAAUCGAAUAUUUUUAGAGAUCGUUAUUGAAAGUGUUAGUGAUUUGAAUACACCUACGAAAUUCAUAAAAUCGGUCAAAAUCGUAAUGUAGCACAAAUGGACGAUCAUUGCGUGCUAUAAAUAGAAGUUGCUCGGUGAUGAUGUCAGUGAUAGGGUGGGGUCGCGACAAUUAUUGGCCAACCGUAGGAGGGAUGCGAAACGUGAUUGGUCGGUUGUGUAACCAUUCUGGGUGGGAUAUGCGCGGAAGUAUUGCGCAGGAAGAAAUCCGCCAGUUGACCAUCGAGUGAGCACCGUUGUCUGGAAGAGCUUGUACCUUAUACCGAUAGUUUCACUAUUUCUAGCUUUUCGUUGCUUAAUUUCAGUAUUUCAAGUUCUUUAUUGUUAGGGAAUGAACAAUAACGAAAGCAUAAUUCAAGUAGAAAAGAUUUGGUACAAAGAUCCUUUCGAUUGGCGUUUCUUAUUUGUGAGGUAGAUGACUCCGUAUUGCACGAUGAAAGGACAAUUAGGAUAGGAAAGCAUUUCAAGAAUUUAGUAUUCGCGAACAAUUAUUGGGGAAAAUACGUUUAGGCUUAGAUUUACGUCAUGAUCCUAUGUUUGUACUUCGAUAUGCGCUAAAUCGUCAAGAAUAACAUCAAAAUGCCACGCAUAGAUCCAUUAUCAUUAUUGAAGUGUCUUAGUGUUUUGUUGGGGCCAAGUGGAGGUAUUAAGAGUAAAGAAGAAGUUCAUCGGUUAGCUAAUUUAAUGACAAAGUUUUCGAAGAAACUUGUAUCAAAAUGCAUUUACAUACAAAUAUUAAAAACUACAAACACCGAUUUACUUAGUCAAUUUAUGGGUGCCGGGGGAUGGAAUCUCAUUCACAUGUGGCUCACUGAUGGUAUCCUUGCAAAAAAUUGGGCUCUCAUUCAGGAACUUCUGGAACUUUUGUUGUUAUGUCCAGUAGACAUUGAAAGAUUAAAAAGCAACAAUUGUCCUAAAUUAAUAAAGGGUCUAUCGAAAGAAGGCAGUCAUCAAGGUGUUAGAGUGUUGGCCAGUCGAUUAGUCGAACAAUGGCUGAAAAUAGUGAAAGGAGAAGCUGCACCAAAUUCUGUACCAGCGCAGAUCAUGACUAUUCAAGUGCAAGGUACCGGAGGUCUAGGACAAAAUUUGGUUUCCCAAUCAGCCCAACAACAACAACAGUUUUCCAUUCAUUGUGGUAUUCAACAAGUUACGGAUGGUGUUGAAAAUGAAACAGUACACGUGCAAGAUCUGCAAUUUACUCCAAACUCUACAUCAACUAUUGCAGUACCUCAUAUUCAACAGCAGCAGCAGCAACCGCAAGAACUGCAGCAACAACAACAAGUACAACCUUUGCAAUUGCAAGUUGUUAGUAAACCACAGCAAAUGCAAUUACAACAGCAGUUGUCAUCACAGCAAUCAAAAAAGCCAGCUUUUGUUGUGGUAUCUACAUCUUCACAAUCCCCAGUUCCUGUGUAUAAAAUUACAAUUCGUGAAGGUAAACAAAUUCUUACAAAAGUGGAGACAGAUGCUGCAAAUAUUAAUAGUGUUUUAAAUACGAAUAGUACAAAUAUAGAAAUUAAUGGAGAUGCUGUGAACGAUGUAUCUCCUGUGAAACAUAAUGUAGAGGAAGCAGAAUCGAAGGAACUCAGUGAUUGUGUAGUCAGUGGUCAAGAUUGUAAAGCGGACGUUGCACAAUCCGAAAAAGUAGACCAAGUAUCCAGUGAAGUGAAACAGACUGUAAUAGAUUCCACGGACAGUACCGAUGUGGAUGUUGUUAAAAAUAAAGAAAAUAAAGACUCUAAAGACACUAAAGACAAUGUUAGUAGUGAAAGUAGUAAAUCUAGUAAUAAAGAAAAUAGGGACUCGUCUAAAAAAGAUGAAAAAAAAUCUAGUAGUUCGGAUAAAAAAAGUCAUCAUAGUUCGUCUUCAUCCUCCAAAAGUUCUUCUAAACAUACCUCAAGUUCCACUUCGCAUCGUUCUAGUUCCACAUCUUAUAAAUCUAGUAGUCACCGCUCUAGUUCUAGUAGUAGUAGUUCAAAAAGCUCUAGUAACAGGGAUAAGUCUUCCAAGGACAAGGACAAGCAUCACUCAUCCAAUUCAUCCAGUAAACAUGGUUCUAGUAAACCAAAAUCUGACAAAGAAAAGGAAAAAGAAAAGCAAAAAAAGGAUCAAGCAGAAAAGGAUAAAGCAACGCUAGAAAAAGUACAAGGACAGGCAUUGAGUUCAAAGUUAGGAAAAAUACCUAAGAAGAAGUUGGAAGAAGAGAAAUCAGGAGAUGCAGCUGUAAGGAAAUCGUCAACAGACUCUAGGGAUAGCUCCAAGGAAAAUAAGACUGAUGGAAAAAAAGUUGUUGCAUUGCCAGAGAAGAAGAACAUUUCCAUUUCUAUUGAGAGUAGGAAAAAUUCUCAGGAUUCAACAAUGCGGCCAAAGACUGUGAAAACAUUUAAUUCUAAAUUCAGGUCAACUGGGUUGGAGGAAGAAGUUAAGCCUCCACCACCUAGAUCAGGAAAGAAACCAAAUCCUAUAAUUGAUAAAAAAGUCAUACCUCAGAAAUUGCCUGCCCUGAAGAGACCAUCUCCACUUAGAGAAGCUAUUCCAUCAACAGAUAAACGAGCUAAGUUAUCAUUGGAUACACCAACUACACCUCCAGGUGAAGAGAAGAAAGGAGGCAUCAAAUUGAUACCACCAAAACCCAAACCAAUGGUUCUGCAAGAAAGCGAUAUGUUCAUGGAUGCUCUUACUGCGUCGACCAAGAGUAAAGAACCGAGGAAGAGAAAACGGAGGACGUCCAUCACGAAAGACGGUCCUACGGAAGCUAAAAAACAAGAAACUGCCAAUAGCGAUAAUCGUGAUGUUACACCUCCACCCACCUCACCACUAAGUGCCGAUGAAAAAUCACCUGUAGUUGUCAAGCCUAACUUUAAGUUUUAUCAAGAUACAUUGGAAACGGAUGAAGAUAAAGAGCAGAAAGAAAAGGAGAAUUCGGACGAGGACGUUAAAAAGGAGAAAGACGAAACCGGAGAUGAUCAUAAAGAAAAUAGGGUAUUCAAAUCAGAUAUCGAUGAAGAUACUGGAAGUAACACACCAACGCCUGAUGAUGAUAUGGAAGAAAAAACUUCCGAUUCUCCCGAAGACUCGUCCUCUGUAUCCGAUUCGACGAAAAAGGACGUUAGCUCAUAUCCAGAAAUACGUUACGUUGACGGGCUAAGAAGCGUUUUAUUACUUCAAAAACGUAAAGGACCGAAGAAAGUACUGAAAUGGAAAACAGAUCUGGAAUCGGUACGUUACUUCGAGCUAGACGAAACAGAAAGGGUUAACGUAACGAAGACAUUCACCGACAUGAAACAAAUGGAGAAGCAGAAUGAGAGAGAAGCAUUCCAAAUGGCCAGAAAAUUAAGUAAUGAAGACUUGAUGGAAGAGAGGACAAGAUGGAAACCUUUAAUUCCAAUAGAUCUCCCUCCAGCGUUAGUAGAAUCUGGAAAAGAUAGCAGAGAAAAAGAUGUCCAAUACGCUCGAGAGAAAGGCAUUUUGCAAGCGUUGUACUUCAACCGCAGCAUGAUUCCAGACUCUGCAGCGGAACCUGAUGAGGAACGUCAUCAUGUAUAUAGCGAUCCUAAAAUCAUUCCUUUGGAUGAUCUCACCGGAAAUAAAGAAAGUGAGAAAGACUUUACUUCCAUGGCGUGGCCAGAACCAAAACCCCAAUUACAACCUCAAACACCACCAGUGACUAGCUUCCAUUAUCCAUCGUUUCCUCAUAAUCAGCAGCCAGUAAUGACUCCCAUGGGUCCUCAGCCUACAAUGGGUCCAAUGCCUCAACUCUCUCAGCAAAUGAUGGGACCUACUCACAUGGGUCCGUUAGGCCCGGAAAUGAGCGCAUCGAUACCUGCCGGAGGAGGAGGAUGGAGAACUGGAGAUGGCAAAGUUGUUGUACCUGACGGAAUAGGAAUGAAUCCAAUGGGCAAUAUGCCAAAUGCAUUUCCACCAGGAAUGGAGGGUGGUCCAAUGGUGCCACCUGGAAUGAUGGGUCCACCACCUAUGUAUAAUCAACAAGAAGGCUAUGGUAUGAUGGGUCCAGAAGAUAUGGGAUUUAAUAAUAUGAAUCCAAAUAAUUUUCAAGGCCCACCUGGUCCUAUGUACGGACCUGGACCUAAUUUUCAAGGCCCUAGAGGCGGUGGUCCAAUGCAUGGUAGAGGCAGAGGUGUCCCUGGACCUGGUUGGUACAGAGGUGGUGGGGGACCACCAGGAAGAGGUGGUUGGAGGGGCGGCGGCGGUGGUUGGAGGGGAAGUGGGAAGCAACCGCCAGUGUGCAGACAGUUUUCUAAAAAUGGCUAUUGCCGAGUCGGUGAUAAGUGUCAGUAUCUUCAUCCUGGAGUGAACUGUCCACCAUUUUAAAAGAAAUUGUUGUAAUCGAAAAAUUCAUCGGAAUUUUUGUGAUAACGUGAUGAUCUGAACAUUUAUUAUAUCUAAAUGACUUUGAAAGAAUGCACGAUCGUACAGAAACAAUCGUAUUCGACUCAAGCACGCGUUAGAUGCGAUGAUCAAUAAUAAUGUGCAAUUUUCUAUCAACAAUGUGAAUAAUCAAGCGCAUAAGGGAAUAUCUAUACAGUUAUAUUUUCACGGAAUUUAAAUGAUAUUGAAUAAUUCUCAAUUUCUUUACAUUGCAUAGUACAUAACAAAACAAAUAUUACGAAGAACGGCAUAAUAAGUUUUUUUUUUUUUUGUAAAUGAAAACUGCAGAAUUUCGUAGUUGGAAACAGCUUUAAGUUUAAAAUGACAAUGGGAUGAAAUUAUUAGGUUUAUCGGCUGCUGGACAGCGAGAGGACUGCAACAUGCUUCACUCUUUAUUAUGAUUUCGAAGGGAUAUUACACAACUUUAAAAAUAUGAUUUUUAUUUAUCUAUUUUAGAAUAUACUGAAAAUUGGAGUAUAUCGCAUAAUACGAAAUCUCGAUUAUCAUGUCUUCCUUUUGCAUUCAUAAUUUACAGACAGCACCCACACUUCAGUAAUUAAAUUAACAAGAGAGUCGCGAGUUUUAAUCUUAGCAUUACGACUAGCGAUUUCGAAGUAUAUGACGCUAAUGAGCUGGAAGUGCAAAUUCCAAUUUCAUUUUAUUUGUCUUUCAAGAUUGCUGAGUGGGUGUCCAAUUGCUUUUUAUUAAAAAGUAUACAUAAUUAAAAUGCUGUUAAAACGAAUUAAGUAUGAACAUACAACGGAACAUUGUAACACCAAAAGUUCAAAUAACGAGUUAAAUAACUUUUUAUUCGUUAAGAUUUCUCACAUUUAGUCGUUCAUGUAGAUUUAUUGUAAAUAUCAUAAUUGUAUCAUUUUGUAUAAAAUAUCGGUAGCUCUAAUAACAAGAGACUGUUUUAGGUUUAACUAGAAUGUAAUAAUAUAAAAAGAGCAACAAUUCUUAGUAAAAACAUGUAUGUAUGAUUUGAAGUAAUUAAUACGAUACAGUGACAUUUAUAGAGUGCAUUUUUAAUAAUAAAUUGAAUCUGUGCUCUAUGAAUCAGAUUGUCAGUAUAUUAUAAUUGUAUUACAUAUUUUUUACGAAUUAAGGGUAGUGGUUAUUUUUUUGUAUAUGAUUGAUCGUUACGUUUGUAUAUAAUAUUGAUUGUUGUAUAAGAGCUGCUUGAUGGAAUACAUGAGUGAUAACUAUUUUCUAAAAUAUGUUGCAUUAUUAUACCAAUUAAAAGGUACCUAUAUCAUUCUAUUA
Hylaeus anthracinus is the source of this 6376-nucleotide messenger RNA. It is a transcript of the gene PNUTS, whose product is annotated as ras guanine nucleotide exchange factor P. The transcript has 10 exons. The record is from RefSeq and is a predicted model, not a curated record. Gene Ontology annotation, molecular function: metal ion binding. NCBI's taxonomy places the organism in Eukaryota, Metazoa, Arthropoda, Insecta, Hymenoptera, Colletidae. The coding region runs from base 1301 to 5053 and encodes 1250 amino acids.